AUGGAUUCACAGUUCCCGGCUUCUCGAGAAGAACUAUAUCAUGUUCAAAUGGACGUGAAGCAUGUACAAGCCGUACAAACCAACCAUUCCGACCGCCUCAUAAGACUGGAAAAGCGCCAAGCGGAUGAUGCCGCCCUCAAAUCUGUCUGGGGUACAAACUCACCGUUUCCUGGCAUUCUGAGCGGUACCCCCCAGCAUGGUCCCGUUCACAACUCUUCUACAGACAUUUUCGAUGGUUUCGACGAUCAAGAAGAGCAAAACCUACUUGGGAAUCUUCAUCUGGAUAAUGACGAUGAACCAGUGCGUAGAGGUGCUUCCAGAGCAAACAGCGUACGUUUCGAUGUAAGCGCUCUGCAGGGAUCGCAUUGGGCGCAAGCUUCGAGGUCAUCUGGGGAACCUGGUCUCAUUCGUCCGACUAGUGGGUUUGGAAGUCAUCCUAUGACAGAGCGCUCUUCAUCGCAUAAGUCUGAUGGAAGGCAUAGUUCUGCCGGUCACUCUGUUCAUUCAACCCAUUCUGUUCCGUCUGGACGCACAAGUAGUCUAGGUUUGGAUACUAAUUUUAUGAUCGGCGACCCAGACGACGAUUCGCCCUUGGAAAUACCGGAUCCUCCUCCAGGUCUAUUCAUACUGGGAUCAGUGCCUUCUAUUAUUAGAUGUUGGCUUACGGUCAAUUUUUCCCACAGCGCACUUCUCUAUGCCGACAUAUGUACAGGCUCUCAAAAAUCCGUUCUUGACUAUUCGCUUGUGAAAGAACUUGGCUUGACAGAUCGAAUGCAAAAGGAUCAUACAAAGGGACGCUACGUUAUCAGGCUACCCGUGUAUCUCCCGGAGGCAAUUAUAACGCAGUCACCCUCCAGAUCGAAUAGUCCCGGCCCUCAAUUGCCCACUCUUACAGCUGAUUUCGAGGUAGUUGGAAUGAACCAACGAUCCGCUUCUGAUCUCAAGAAGUCUAUACGCGUAUUUCUUGGUAGUGAUACCCUGCGUGCGCACAACGCAGAUAUACUCUUCUCGCAGAAUCUUAUGACACUCUUCGGCGAAAAUCGCAACAAACUGUCAGUACCAUUCGUUCGGCCCGAGAAUGAACUUUUCUUCAAGCACUUGUGUAUCGCCAAUAUCCCGCCUGAGAAGAAUGAACUUAAAGCUACGGCUCGUCCUUUUACUCCCAACGAACAACGAUCCAAAAUCGAAUCUACGGGCACAAGCAAUGUAGUAGAAGGCUCGCGUGGUGAUCAUGUCAAUCCAACGAACUCAGAUAUCCAAUCCCAAGGCCUUACAAAGUCUCAAACUAAUCCUGCUGCUAUAUCUUCCUCGCCUGUUCUUAGCAAUGCCCCUGCGUCUGAACCUGAUGUUUCAAUAAAGGGCAACGACAAUAUAUCAGACUCAGAAAAGCUAUACAAAUCGGAUCAAAGCGUCACCGCUGCGGACAAGGUCGAUUCCACCGAUAUCAUUGGAACUCCCAAACGUGAAGCACCGAUAGGAGCUCGGGGCUCAUGGCGGCAAGGCAGUACCCCUUUAACAUCCGAUUACAAUGGUGAUUCUACAAGCGGUCAUCAAAGAACGGUCCGUGGAGGUCGAAGUAUGAAGGUCCUGAAAUCAUCAAAAUCCAUUUCAUCGCCAUCGGCUAUAGCUGCACUCCGUUCAUCGUCGAGUACAAGGACGGGUGCAGCGUAUGAAGCGGCGCCUUCGCGAUCAAUGGGGGACCUCAAACGACUGGAUCAACCUAAUGGGACUGACAAACAACAGCUUCGUUGGGAACCAAAGGGAGUAAGUUUGGAGGAACCGAAGAGCGCUAAAGUGAUUACAACUAUUCCAAGAUCCUCAAAUCCAGUAGGGGGUGCAUCAGCUUUUGCAUGGAUGAACCCCAGCAAGCCAAAGGCUUCGGCCACUCCACAGACUCCUGAUAUGUGA
Molecule: messenger RNA, 1908 nt
Organism: Sclerotinia borealis F-4128
Lineage: Eukaryota; Fungi; Ascomycota; Leotiomycetes; Helotiales; Sclerotiniaceae
Source: the annotation of a GenBank genome assembly